Molecule: messenger RNA, 2667 nt
Organism: Scomber japonicus (chub mackerel)
Lineage: Eukaryota; Metazoa; Chordata; Actinopteri; Scombriformes; Scombridae
Gene: abcb10
Product: ATP-binding cassette, sub-family B (MDR/TAP), member 10
Exons: 14
Coding region: 408-2594 (728 amino acids)
Biological process (GO): transmembrane transport
Cellular component (GO): membrane
Molecular function (GO): ATP hydrolysis activity; ATP binding; ABC-type oligopeptide transporter activity
Source: RefSeq, a predicted model, not a curated record
UGCUUUGGAGGUUUGUUGUGUUUACUUGUGAGAGUAUUGUUUGUGUAGGUUGGUCCCCGGCGAGUAGUGACUCCACUUCAGCCUCCUGCCGGUCGGAUACUAGCGGCAGCUGACGGUGACAGCAGGGUGUUGUUAGCUGCUCACUGAUAGGAGAUAAACCGGGGGAGGACGGCUGUCUCGGUGAGAUAAAAGACACAAUAACGGUCAAAACUUGACAAUGUAGUGACAACAAGCCCCACAGCGGCUCUGCGAUGUUCACGGUGCGUUUAUACAAUCAGCUGGGGGACUGAAAUGUUUUUCCGAAUGGACUCAAGAAGAACAACAUCCACACUUGAAAAUCACUGAAUACAUUCGGUAAAAAAUCUUUAUUUUCUCUACUUUGUCAACUUUAGUUAAUAUCUCAAACAAUGCGACUUUUAAUCCGUAUGUCACGGUGCACACACGGAGGGCAUUUACACAGACUCAAACCACAGCCCGUGGUGUUAUGGCUGGACCACCGCCGGACCCUCUCUCCCGCCCUCCGGAGGAAAAGACAGCCGACCGGGGUCAGGUGCUCAGCUCCUCUGACACCCGCUUUACGCCUCUCCUCACCCGGGCCCUUCACGUCCGUCCUGCCCUGCAUAAGCCCACUCAGAGGUCUCUCUUCAGUCUGCUCCUUACAUACCUCCAGCCCCGCAGACAGAGCACGGACAGUCUCACACACACCUGUUGCCUUUAAAAGCUCCUCAGCAGCUUCCACUCCUACUCCAUCCGGAUCAGUGAAGACCCAGACAGACCCAGACAGAGACCGCACGCCGACCAGCGUCCCCAUGGACGAUGUCAAGAGGAUUUUGAAGCUCGCUUACCCAGAGAGAGGGAGACUGGCAGCUGCUCUGGGCUUCCUAACUGUCUCCAGUGCAGUAACCAUGUCAGCUCCAUUUUUCCUGGGUAGAGUUAUUGACACCAUUUACACCACUGGGGCAGACACAGAGACCAUGACAGCCUCCCUAACAUCGCUGUGUAUCAUGCUGUCCGGGGUGUUCCUGUGCGGCGGGGCAGCCAAUGCUGCGAGAGUCUACCUCAUGCAAAUCUCAGGCCAGCAGAUUGUUCGUAAUCUCCGUACUUCCGUCUUCUCCUCCAUCCUCAACCAGGAAGUGGCGUUUUUUGACAGGAAUAGGACUGGCGAGCUUAUCAACCGGCUCUCUGCUGAUACAGCCGUGGUGGGCCGCUCAGUCACUGACAAUCUGUCAGAUGGCCUGAGAGCUGUUGCCCAGGCAGCUGCUGGUGUUAGUAUGAUGUUCUACGUCUCCCCCACUCUAGCAAGCUUCGUGUUGCUAAUUGUGCCUCCUGUAGCUGGUCUUGCUGUAGUCUACGGUAGAUAUUUGCGCUCCAUCUCCAAACACACUCAGGACGCGCUGGCACAAGCCACACAGUUGGCAGAGGAGCGGAUCAGCAACAUGCGGACAGUGCGGGCUUUUGGUAAAGAGCUGUCAGAGGUCAACUCGUACACACAGAAAGCAGAUCAAGUCCUCAGCUUGGCCAGGAAGGAAGCUGUAUUACGAGCUGGCUUCUUUGGAGUGACUGGUCUCAGUGGUAACAUCAUGAUCCUGUCAGUGCUUUACAAAGGAGGCCUUCUGAUGGCCAACCAGCACAUGACUGUGGGAGAGCUCUCAUCGUUCCUCAUGUACACCUUCUGGGUGGGCAUCAGUGUCGCAGGUCUGAGUUCAUUCUACUCUGAGCUGAUGAAGGGUUUUGGUGCAGGAGCCAGACUGUGGCAGCUGAUAGACAGAAAGCCUGAGUUUCCUCAAAAUGAGGGUCUAAUUCUUCCUUCAGACCAGCUGAAGGGCCAGUUGGAGUUCUGCGAUGUCUCCUUUGCCUACCCGACCCGUAAGGAGGCUCCCAUCUUCCAGGAUCUCAGUCUGCUGGUCCCCGCUGGCACAAUCAUGGCUGUUGUGGGAUCCAGCGGUUCUGGAAAAUCCACUCUGGUGUCACUGCUGCUCAGGCUGUAUGACGCAGAUGCUGGUGUCAUUACUGUAGAUGGCCAUGACAUCAGAGAUCUAAAUCCCUAUUGGCUCAGAAAUCACAUCGGGACUGUCAGCCAGGAGCCGGUUCUGUUCUCAUGCUCUAUUAGAGACAACAUAGCGUAUGGUGCCGUCGAUCGAGACGCUGUGACCACAGAGGACAUCUACAGGGCAGCCAGAGUGGCCAACGCCUAUGAUUUCAUCCAGGCUUUUCCUCAUGGCUUUGACACUGUGGUGGGAGAGAAAGGAGUGCUGUUGUCAGGUGGUCAGAAGCAGAGGAUAGCCAUAGCCAGAGCUCUGCUAAAGAAUCCUAAGAUCCUGCUUUUAGACGAGGCUACAAGCGCGUUAGAUUCUGAGAAUGAGUUUCUAGUCCAGGAGGCCUUGGAGCGCCUGAUGGAAGGGAGGACCGUAUUGAUCAUCGCUCACCGUCUUUCCACCAUCCAAAACGCAAACGCUGUCGCCGUGCUGGAUCAGUGUCGUGUAGCAGAGUGCGGCCAGCACACAGAGCUGCUAGGCAACAGGCAGGGACUGUUCAGAAAACUGAUGGAAAAACAGGCUUUUCUGCAUGAGGAACAGAAACAGGCCCUGCGCUGAGAGGAGACGUGUGGAUAAAAAAAGAUAGAGUGAAUAAGAGGUGAGAUUAAUAGUGAGUUUUUCCCCAGAAGGG